AUGAUUAAAAGUAACUAUAUCUUACCAUUGAAUGUGACCGUUCCACCAACAACUACAACCACACGAUCGUCCACAAUGUCAAACACAACGCCAACAACAUCCACCCCAACAACAUCCACCCAAACAACAUCAACACCAGCAACACCAACGCCAACAACAACGCCAACAACAUCCACCCCAACAACAUCCACCCAAACAACAUCAACACCAGCAACACCAACGCCAACAACAACGCCAAAAACAUCAACGCUAACAUCCACACCGUCAAUAUCAACUUCAACAAAGAAUGCGGCCAGAUCGAUUCACUCGGAGAAGACUGAAAAAAUCUUUGUUGUGCUUUUCUUUGUGAUCUAUGUGUGUCUAUUUGGAAUUUAG
Messenger RNA from Rotaria sordida, 375 nucleotides. The record is from the annotation of a GenBank genome assembly. Lineage: Eukaryota; Metazoa; Rotifera; Eurotatoria; Philodinida; Philodinidae.